Molecule: messenger RNA, 3387 nt
Organism: Diatraea saccharalis (sugarcane borer)
Lineage: Eukaryota; Metazoa; Arthropoda; Insecta; Lepidoptera; Crambidae
Source: the annotation of a GenBank genome assembly
AUGGAAAGUGCGCACGCGACGACCGCCGCUCCGCGAGUUUUCACUCCACCACCACAGCCGGCAGUGGGGUGGCGGACGGCGGGCGCGCGCGGCGGCGCUCCAGUCCGCGGAACAAGGUGCGCCCGCGCACCACGCGUCACAGUGCCUGUGCUAUAUCGUGCAAUACAUAAAGAUGGGGCCAAAUCAGAUGGUGACUUCAGACCUAUACCCAUACCACUUGAUCAAUGGAAUUAUGAAAAACGGGAAGCUCGCGUCGGUACUCUGCAAGAGACUAUAAAAACAGACAAAGCAACAACGGUCGCCGCAGUGCCUGCUCAUUACUGGGAAGACGCUUUGAGGCAUAGCGUUUAUUUGACACUAGUCAGAGAUAAAAUUGAUCAACUGAUCGCUAAAGGUAUAGUAAUAUCACCCGAUACCAAACCAGAUCCACAUACAUCGAAAGAGGUCGACGAUCGCGACCUUUGGGAAAAAAUUAAAAAGGCACCCUUUGAUAGAAUUAAAGAGGAUGAUCAUGCAUCUUACGGUGACGUUACAAUCAUGGCAAAAGGAAGAUUGUUGGAAGAAAGCGGUGGUUACCGUUUUACGGAAGAUGAACGAUCAAAAGAAGAUUGCAAAGACGAGAUGUGUAUGAAAGGCGUCAAAGCAUUUUGGUCUGUGAAGCGUGUUCGCCAGAGAGACGAAGAGACAUCAGCGGGAAAGUAUCACUACGAAUUAACGUUUUCAGUAAACUCACAACCUCCAAAAAAACAAAGAAAACCGUUUGAAACUCCUGUGAGAACUUUUACUGUACGUGAAAAUCCUCCAGAUAUAAUUGUAGCUCAACCCGAGGAAAAGCUUUUACACCAAACGCCCUUUCCUCAAGCACCCCGACCCCAGAGGGCCAUCUGGUUUCAUAGGAAUAUUGCUCCCGGACGGCAAAAUUUUGCUCGACAUCACCAUCAAGGUUUAGAUAGAAUAUUUUCCGCAUUCUUUUCGGACGAUGACAGUUAUGUAGAACCAUCUCCAAAAUAUAAGCCGAAUCCUUAUGUCCCACCAAUUUACUCUCACCACUCCAAAUUAGGACAUGCAGGACCACUGCGUGAUCAAAAUCACCAAAAAAAAGUUAUACAGUAUCCUUAUACGCCUAACAUGUACAAAUAUUCGAGACCCCCUUUGCAAACUCCACCGUUAAGUCAUGUGCAACAUCACUAUAUUGAUAUGGACGCAGUAGUUAACCAUCAACAAAUUCCCCCUCUUUCUGAUCACCGACAUAUAUCACCCAGUAAUAUAAUAAAAACAACAAGACCAGCAGUUUUGCCAACACCUCCUUAUCCUAGCUUUAACACUACGAUAAGAAACUCUUCUUUAGAAUUUGACACUGAUAACAAAUUCAAUGUUACUCACAACACAACAUUGCAACCAGAACUGCCACCAGUUUAUAAACCGUACAAUAAACCAAGACCGCAGCAAGUAAAAUUCAAUCAUUUCCCGGAUCGAAUACGACCUCCUGUAUACAACGCACCUCCUGGAGUAUUCCUAUCCAUGGAUAAGAAAUUAUUCAAACCAAUGCCGCCUUUGAAAUAUAUGCAAGGUUCUAAGCCUAUAAAACGACCCACGGAUUUUCGACCUAGUCCACAAGUCUUUAGUCAAGACGGACAAUUAUCAGAUCCAGACACAACCAUCGAUUCAGCGUUCAGGCCAAUACUAAUAAACGUGACGGACAAGGAUAAUUUUGAAAAAAUAAAAAAUGAAGUACCACAAAAUAAUAAGCACUUGCGAAAACCUGGAACUAAAAAACCACCGAAAAAACACGAAAACAUUAAAUCGCAUCAAAUCACUACUUCUGUUCCUGAUAUAAUCACUUUAUAUAACAGUUUAGAUGAAGACAACGACACUAUGCAAUGGGCCAAUAUUUUAGGUGCUUUUACUAAAACUACUCCCAUGGCGUCCCAAAAAAAUAAACAAAAGUUGACUGAGAGUACAACACAGCCAAUGAUCAUAAACGACUCGGCUAAGACUAGUAAAAAUAGUACAACUGCAAUAUUCUAUCAAGAAACGAUAAAAACAUCAACCGUAACACCCAUAUCCAAAAAGCGCACACGGCCACCACAUAAAUUCACCAAACCAGAAAAAAUAAAAAAACACAAACGAUUAACAACCACGACCACAGCACCAGAAAAAAUACAGAGGAACAAAACCGCAGAUUUAACACCGCAAGCGAGUUCUGCUGCAAACGGAGCCAACAAAACUUGGCAACCUAAGAAUAAAACUGCUACAAUGCCUACCACAACUACAUCUGUAAGUAUAACGACGCAAAAUCCAUCUCCUUCGACAACUAAAAUAACAACUAUUUCAAGCAUGUCACCACUGAGUACUACUAUGCUAACAACAGCAGCUAUUAAGCCUGCACAACAAAUAAGUAAAAAUCGUUUUAGGCAAUCAACUUUAAUGAUAAAGGGCACAUCAGUCAAGCAUGACCGAUGGAGCAACAAUGCAAGCAGCGAGAAGAAAUUACUUACAACAACCAUAAAAAAUUCAAGAAGAAACGGGUCUAAUUUCCAUGGUUACGGAUCGACCUCCACACGUAAAUAUUCUAGCCCAGAAGAUUUCAUGAAAGAACACGAAAACGAAAAUAAUAGAAAAAUCGAAAGUACUACAAGUGAUUCCCAAAGUACACCACUUUCAACACAAUUAACUUACGAAGAAACUGUAGAUCAUUACGUCAAUGAAAAAUCAACAGUAGGAUAUUCGCAAAAUUAUGAAGAUGACAACGAUGACGAUAAUAAUAAUACAGAAAUAAAGUCAAAUAAUAAUGAAGAACAGGAAACAGAAGACCACUCUGAAUUUAUUUUCGACCUAACGCCUAAAACGCCUAAUGACGAAAGUAAUGAGAUAAAUGAAGACGAUUUAAUAGUAACAGAACAAAGUAUUAUAGCUACAUCACAUACAGUGUCAAAGAAUAAAACGAGAUGCAAGAAAAAAAAGCAUCAAAAUUUAGUUCCCACAGAAUUGUCGACGACAGAAGAAACAUCGACUACAAAAAGCUCAACAAAUUUUUUAGAUGAAUUAUUGGGAAGCUUUUCUGAUAACGAGCCUACCGUCACUACGAAAGAAAGUAGACGUAAAGAUCUAGAGGAAGGAGAGAGUGAAAACCAUGACAAAUACAUACAAAUUGAUGAUGACUUCGAUGAUUUUCUUGAUAGUUUCGGAGACUCACAUAGGCACAGGCAUUCUGAUGAAAGAGGAAUAGAAGAUUAUGAGGAUGACGAAAAAGAAACUUCAAUUGAUGAUGAAGUGUCACCUUUCGACAACGACGAUGUAAACGAACCUCGAAAAUCUAACGACAAGGACUAUGACGAAUAUCAAGAACGCCCUUACAGCUUACUGGAAUUAAUGGCCAUGGAAUAG